This is a messenger RNA of Triticum aestivum (bread wheat), 1323 nucleotides long. RefSeq lists its product as uncharacterized. Bases 1 to 828 code for a protein of 275 amino acids. NCBI's taxonomy places the organism in Eukaryota, Viridiplantae, Streptophyta, Magnoliopsida, Poales, Poaceae. The transcript is spliced from 5 exons. The record is from RefSeq and is a predicted model, not a curated record.
AUGGUGUGUCUAGCUUGGUCGGAUGGCGUGUGGAGGUUGGAUCAUUUCAAUCUAAACUUCUCUUCGUCGGUGGCGUCUGCUGUUCUGCACGCCGUGUGGAAUCCGCCAUCCGCCGCGGCCCUCUGCUUCACUCCAGCCGUCGCCGCCUCGCGUCCGGUUCUUCUCCCCUUCUCUCUCUUCGCCGAGCUCGCCGCCGCCGCUGCUCGCCUCGUCCCCUCGCGCCUCCAACCCCUAGCCUCCCCUUCUCCUCCUCCCGUCCUCUCCUCCGCCGCUCGGUCGCCGUGCCCGUGCUGCUCAACCUCCGCCAUCUUCUCCUACUCCAGCGCCUCAUCCCCUGAUCUCACGUGCUCGGCCUCCAUCCCGUUCCCCUGCCUGGCGGCGCUCUCUACCGCUGUCGUCGCUACGUAUUCUCCUCCCCGACCAUCGACCUCAGGCCGCCGCUCCGUCCCCCGUCCCCAUCGCAGCCCUCCUCGAGCAGCAGGACAGGCGGCGGCCAGAUCCACCACGACCGCCGCAGUUCGUCCGGAUACGCGCCCACCCCAGUUGCUGGUGCGCCACUGCUGCCGUUCUCGUGCGACCGCGCAGCUCCUCUGCUCCAACCCUGUCAAGGUGCCCUCCUCCCCCUUCUCGAUUCGACGCUGCAUGUGUUGCUCUCUUCAUGAAGCUCCUCUCUGCUGCAGUCUUGGAGGAGAUGCUGGAGAACCUGAGAUGCGAUUCUUCGGCCCCAACAAGCUCCAGGACAAGGAGGGCGACAAGUUCCUUCUUGGGUCCAACGCAGGGUUAUUUGGUAGCCAGAAGAUGGUGUUGGUAUCCAUGAGGAUGUCUUGAACGUUAUGAGGUGUCAUAAAUGCUGCUCAGAGGAAGCUCCUUGAUGAGCUGGGCAUCCCGGAUGAAAAUGUGCCCAUUGACCAGUUCAUUCCUCUCAGUCGGAUGCUUUACAGGGUGUCGGCUGUAGAGACAGAAGAGGAGGUUGACACAUCCUCGGCGCCUACUGCAGCGACCACGACCACAUGUAUCUAAAAGAGAGGAACUAACUAAAUGACAGACAUAUUCCUAGCUUUGGAAAGAAAUAAUGACCAGGAUAUAUCAAGAAAAUGCUCUUAUCUUGCUACAGUUUGUUUUCACUAUUUUUUAUUAAAAGAACAAGAUGCUUUCUUUGACCGUUAAUUAUAUCUUGUAGUAUAAUAAUUGGUGUUGAUGCAUGAUAGCAUAUUUUUUGUGAGAUAGUUUAAUCAUCCUCUGUUGAUCAGGGUAUUUAACAUUGCUUAUGUAACAUGACAAAAUAAGCUAUGUUUUUCUCUGAAUUCUAAACGGUAUUUAUCA